GCUGACUUGGGGCCUGGGGGCUGUUGUGGCCUUUGGCCAUCCUCCAGCUAUUUAGGUAGUGUGGAAGUUGCACCCGUGUGCGUGUGGGUGCAGACGUGCGUCUGACCACAGGAGCAGGGGGAGCAUGAAGUUUGGACUUUCCUGAGCAACUGAAGUGGAACGUGGAGCUUGCUGGCCCAGGAGAGCACGAUGGACGGCGGCGAACAAGGGGGCAAGAACAGCGGCCCGCCCCAGGGGCCAGGAGCCUGUCCUGCUACCAGGCUCUUUUCAAACCCAUUGAUGGGCGAUGCUGUGUCUGACUGGUCUCCUGUGCAUGAGGCUGCAGUCCUCGGACGUCCGCUGUCUCUGAGGAACCUCAUAAACCAGGGGUGGCCUGUGAACCUUGUCACAGCAGAUCGUGUCUCCCCACUUCAUGAAGCCUGUCUUGGAGGUCAUCUCUCCUGUGCUAACAUUUUAUUAAGACAUGGGGCUGACGUGAAUGGUGUGACGGCAGACUGGCAUACUCCCUUGUUCAACGCCUGCAUCAGCGGCAGCCGGGACUGUGUGAGUGUGCUUCUGCAGCACGGAGCCAACCCACACCCUGAGAAUGAUCUGGCAUCUCCCAUCCAUGAAGCUGCUAAGAGAGGCCAUGUGGAGUGUAUUGAGUCCCUUAUUACUUAUGGGACCAACAUCGACUAUAACAUCAGCCACCUGGGCACUCCACUCUAUGUGGCUUGUGAAAAACUGCAGAUAGCCUGCGUCAGAAAGCUUCUGGAGUCAGGAGCAAAUGUGAACCAAGGAAGAGGUCUAGAUUCCCCUCUUCAUGCUGUGGCCAGGACCUUGAGCGAGGACCUGGCCAAUAUGCUCUUGGACUUUGGGGCUGACAUCCAGGCCAAGAAUGCCGAAGGCAAACGUCCUGUGGAUCUGGUGCCUCCAGAUAAUCCUCUGAGCCAGCUCUUCAUGGAGAGAGAAGGGCCUCCUUCUUUGAUGCAGUUAUGCCGCCUUCGAAUUCGGAAGUGCUUUAGAACUGGGCAGCAUCAUAACAUAACCGGCCUCGUCCUCCCAGAGGAGCUGAAACGGUUUCUCCUACAUCUUUAAAUGCACCAAGGGCAUGGAUUCACAGACAACAUGGAAACAUUAUUGAGUGUUGUCGCCACUAAAAAUUUAAAAUAAAAUUAGAUUUCUAGAGUUUGGCUAGUUUUUU
This is a messenger RNA of Nycticebus coucang (slow loris), 1183 nucleotides long. It is a transcript of the gene ASB9, whose product is annotated as ankyrin repeat and SOCS box containing 9. NCBI's taxonomy places the organism in Eukaryota, Metazoa, Chordata, Mammalia, Primates, Lorisidae. The record is from RefSeq and is a predicted model, not a curated record. Gene Ontology annotation, molecular function: protein binding. Gene Ontology annotation, biological process: positive regulation of protein catabolic process; intracellular signal transduction; protein ubiquitination. The transcript has 8 exons. The coding region runs from base 190 to 1077 and encodes 295 amino acids.